This is a messenger RNA of Caenorhabditis auriculariae, 10955 nucleotides long. The record is from the annotation of a GenBank genome assembly. NCBI's taxonomy places the organism in Eukaryota, Metazoa, Nematoda, Chromadorea, Rhabditida, Rhabditidae.
AUGGGAUUGAAGCCGCCAAACGACGAAAUCCCUUCGUUGCUGUCCAUCAUGGAUGAUCAUGAUGACGUUUCUCGCCGUUACGACGACUUGGUCCUCAAAGACAACAAUGCUCCAACUUCUUCCUGUGACGACGCGGCCGAGGUUGAGGCCGCCGCAGCCAUGUCAGAAAAGUCUUUGCCGCCGCAAUCGCCGCUGCUUUCCCACGCGCUGGAUUACAUAAAGCCGUUGCACGUACAAGUCAAUGGUUUUCCGGGGGUGAGGGCUUAUGAAAAAAAAAUGCCAUAAAGAUGGGUUUUUCAGUCUUUCGAGUCUUUAUCGGCGGCACGGUCGUCUUCACGAGACUCAACCUUUUCAUCCUACUCUUCUUCGCCAGCAACGACUGUUAACCGAACAACGAACAAGUUUUCUUCGUCGUCACCGUCGGUUCGCUUGCCUACCGGUCCCGAGUCGUCUCCGUUUCGUAAGUUAUAUGUUGUAGAAUUGCCAAGAUUGGCAAAAAUAUCCCUCUGGCAGUAAUAUCUUGGUAAAAAUUUUACUUUAAUCACUGUUUCUAGUUUUUGUGUCUUAUCCCUUUUUUCGUAAACGUUUGCGGAAGCGCAAGUUUUUUUUCUUCACUUUACCUACAGCUUUGGAAAUUUUUUUUCAAUUCCGCUGUUAUCCCUACGUUCUUUCCGAAAGAACCAACAAAAACCAAUAGAUUUUUUACUUCUCCGACCAUUCCAGCAUCUUAUGACUUUCGAUAAGAUUGAAAAUUUUUUUGUUUUCUUUUCACUGUCAAACCCAGCAACCAACCACGUCUUCCAAGUUCUGAUCAAUGAAAAAAGCAAGCUUUCAGGAGAAGAACAGUUGGAUCAUCACUCUUUGCUUAAUCCAUUCGCCAACAAAAGUGAAACAUGUUUAGCAAGGCCCAUGUCCAUCGCAGGACCCAGUGGCGCUUCUCUCUCGCGUGACGUCAUGGGUCCUCCUAGCUCUUCAACGUCCAUUCACAGCAUGCUGAGCCCGGCAGCCGCGACGAUGACCUCAGUCAACAAUGGCUUGAGGUACCAAAGUUCGAAAAUAAAACGAAACCCAACAAGGUAAAAAAAAAACUCGAAUUCUAAACUGAAACUCUUUUUUAAAAAUAAAAUACGCCUUAGAGCUCUCUCAAGAAACCACCCACCUUUCCUAUUUCCUUUCAAAUGUUACAUUUCUUCAGCAUGAAGCAAUGCGAACCCGGGGCGUCUCCGUCUGGUACGGCGGCGACGACAAUUUGCCGGCCGCGCAUCUUGUCGCACUCUUUGAAACAACGCCAAGAGGAUUCAUCGUCGCCACAAGCGAUUCUCGCUUUGCCACCACACCGACUACACAGUGUACAACAGCAGUCCAAUAACAUGGUCAACACCGCGGCUCAACAACGCAAAGAGGCGGAUAACGCCAAGCGCAAGCAGUUCAACGAGCGCAUUCAUCGGCUCAAAGAGACGAAAGAGCUUCACUUUUUCAUUCAGCAGGUUUCAUUCACGCAAAUUUCAAUUUUCAGGUUUCCCCAAAUUUUCAGUAGAGAAAUAAAAAUUUUUGGCAAUAAUUUCACUUAUGAAGCAAAAAAAAAAUUCUUUCGAGGGCAAAACAGUAUCUCAUGCUCUUUUAUUUUUGCAGAUGUUUUCAUUGUUCAAAUUUCCAGAUGGAUGGGCAGUCGGACACGCAGACGGCCAUGUUGUUGCGCCGGUUCAACAAGUCGAGCUACUCGCGCGAUCUGCCGUCGACCAUCCGCCACAACGUCUUCGACGAAGAGCUCAAAGACACUUCGCAGGCUCUUCUCAAGUCUUUGCGCGAAGGCGUCAUCGCCAGAAAGUAUGCGCAGCAUGUGGAAGAUGUCACCGACGAGAGCGACGUCGAGACAAUCGACGAGUUUCCAGCCAUCGCCUCCAUCUCUUGCUCGGCAAAAAAGUGGGCAUUUUCAUGUUGCGUCGAGUUUCUCGUGUGUUUCUCGCAGGGUGAACGCUGGUCGUCUCCAGUGGAUGGAGGACAAGAUUCGCUUCGGUUUGCAAGACGCUCGCUGUACUCAUUUCCUCGAAGAAAAAUCGAAAGAGUUGAAACUUGUUGAAAACGAGGUGAGGUUGCCUUUUUUCGAAUUGACAAAGUGGCCUUUUCAGUUGAGCUACGCAAGGCAAACGCUCGGCGUGAGGUUUCAAGGCGAUCCGCCAUUUCUUCCUCGCAAAAAACGGCGAAGGUACCGGCGGACCGAGAUGGAAUACGCGCCAGGCGUGCGCGAGUUUUGUAACAGAAUGGAGGAAGACGCUGGUUGCGCUCGCGCAAGACCUCUGAUUUCCUACACGAGGGGAAAGCUGAUUCGCAAUCUUCAUCGGUUGGUUCUUUUUUCAAACCAUGUUUUCGGGCAAAACUCCAUCUUCAUUUUAUCAUCGGCGGGGUGUUAUAUCUUACACCAGUGGCGAUUUUCAAACAACUUUACCAACAUGUUUGAUUCUCAGCAUGAAAGUAUAAUCAUUCGAUCCGUCUCGUCGAGAUACGUACGAAUAUCAUAAACUAAUUGGGCGCUGACCACUUAGAAAAAUUUAAGAUGAAUUUUGUUAGUUUUCAAUUUAGUAGUUAUUUUCAAGAAUAGAAAUCUUUCGUUCUUCUUUUCAUGCACAAUAAUUAAUACAUCACUUUGAAAAAAUAGGCUCACUAGGGAACUACCCGGACUCGGGUACGGGUUUCGAGUUGAAACUUUAGGGGUUUAUAGACCCAAGUCAGAAUACUUGAGAACAAGAGAGGAUAUCUGCUAAACCCGAUAGAGAACUGAGAAAAAAUUAGUAGAAAAUGUGAAAAUUAGGCCUGAAAAUUUUCAGAAUACUGCUUUCUACUCCAUUUUAUAUUUUAAUACAAUCGCCUUGGAUUAUCCGGCUAUGAUACACUCUAAAAAACGUUUUUUCUAGCCAAAAGAAGGAGGAAAGCAGCAAUUUGAUAAUUUUGAAGCCUAAACUGUUCAUUUUAAACAAGCUUUUUCUCAGAAGCUUAUGGGGUUUAGCAGAUAAUCUCUCUUGUUUCCAAGUACUCUUACCCGGGUCUAUAAGCCACCAAAGAUCCAACUCGAAACGCGUACCCGAGUCCGAGUAGUUCCCUAGUCAGUAAAGGCUUCGCACGGGGGCAGAGCGCGCAUAGCGCGAAGCCGACUCUGGCUUGCUUCGAAAAAACUGAGCCACAGCGAAAAAUUCGUUAAAUGAAUGAACAAUUUGACAUAAAAGUUAUGUAGGUUCAAAACGUGGAAUACUAAAAAAAAACUAUCAGGUAGCUCUAAACGAAUUGAUACGCGUAGCGGAAAAAUCUGUAAAAUAUGUUUUCCGAAAAAAAAAAAUUUAAGAAGCUUACCAUGGGUAUGCGUGGGCUUCGAAGCUGUCGGUUAUUUUUACUGUGAUUUCUCUUUUUUUUGCGUAGGUUUUCUAUUAAAAAAAUUUUUUUCUCAUUGCGUAGCAGCGAUAGUUGAAUUGAGUCAGCGUCGAAACAUGCAGCGAAGUUAUUAUUACAUUUUUGAACGCUUCGGAUUUUUUUUUCUGUUUUUUGCACAACAUAAAGUUAUCUCUUCUCACUAGCCCCCUAAUAAGAUGGUAGAAAGGAAUUUUGGGUUCCCGAAUAUUUGUGAGCGUUAAUUGUGCAUACACCAAUCUUGGAGGCUCGAAUCUUUGAAAAUUUGAAUCUUUGCAAACGAUUCUUGAGAAUAUUUACCUCUUUUCUGAUUUUUUAUAAUUUUUACAAUGUUUUUGUUAACAGAAGUUGAUGGCGAAUAUAUACAGAGUGAAUGAAAAUGUGGUAGCCGUUCUGCAGCGAAUAUUUGACUACGUGUAUGCGAGAAAGACGCAUUAUUUGAUAAAAUGUUAGUUGAAAAAAAUCAUACAGUGUUCAUUUGUGGUCGAAACACGGCAUCUUCACAAUAAAACGACAAAGGAAAAAAAUGUAGGAAAAAAAGAAGGAAUUUCAAAAAAGAGAGGAAUAUUCCCAAGAAUCGUUUGCAAAGAUUCAAAUUUUCAAAGAUUCGAGUCUCCAAGAUUGGUGUAUGCACAAUUAACGCUCACAAAUAUUCGGGAACCCAAAAUUCCUUCCUACCAUCCCUAAUAAAUUUAUAAUAUCUGUACAUAACUCAUCGAGACGGAUCGAAUGGUUAUACUUUUAUGCUGUAAUCCAAACAUGUUGGUAACGUCGGAUUAUUCCAGUUAUUACAUCACUAUCUUUAUUUCUUUGAAGGUAGAAAAAGAAAUAGGUACGCUUAUGCUUAUCAUUAAUUUUUUACAUUCUAGUAACGAGGAUCCUUCGUUGGCCGGAAUGGCAAGUGCCGAUCCAACUGGAGCGUCCGCCGUAUCCCUGCUCACGACGGUCGUGACAGUAAGCGCUAGCGGCGAGCGUCACUUGGAGCAUGAAGAAAUGUUUGACGACGAGUGGGAUCCAACCAAACCGUACGCCUGCCUUAGCCCCGACGUCGACUGCGAUGUCUUGAGGCGCGUCGCUCCUCCCGAUUGUCAGUGUGAAACUGCCCUUGUUUUUCGACAAAACAACUGUUCAGUCAAGCCGUUCGAAUCGAGAAUGCUGUCCUACUUUCAUCGCCUCUCCAUGGUGCCGGCAAUGACGUUGAGAAGGACGGCGGAGAGGUCGACAAUGAGUGCCACGGGCGAUGACGAAAAGACGAGGAACGGCGUCAAAAGAGUCGUUCACAAGUAUGCAUUUCUCUUUCUAAAACUUUCAUUGUUGUUGAUUGUGAAUGUAUGUGGGGAAAAAAAUCUUGGGUGAAUAUAAAAAUUGCAACUAUAGUUAGGGACCGCCAAGGUCCGCCCACUUGCGGGGUCCUUUUUUUUGCUCAGUACUUCGCUUUUUUGCUAUUCCAAUUGCGCGCGCAUAGUAAUCUUUAUUGGGUGAAAUAUGGUUGGCCAACACCUUAUUUUACACGUAGAUUCUGAAUUUCAUAUUGACAACGCGGAGAAAAUUCAUUGAAGCAAAAUAUUUUCUGAAGACUACUUUUCCAGUGUUAACCAUAUAUUUUUUUUUCUUCAAUUUGUUGCAAAAAUUGUAUAUCUAAGUUCAAAAAAGAUCCAUCGGAACUCGUGAACGUUAGAGUAAAAAAGCAAUAAAAAUGACACCCAAAACGCACAGUUUUUGAAAUUCCAGUUCUGUUUCAAAUAUUGACUGACCACGAUUGGACGAAGUGAAUUAUAUAGAUGAGCAACUUCUCUAUCUUCUGAAAGUCAUAACUCGAAAAAUGAGGCUUGGUUGCGUUUGGAAAUAUAAAACUGUCGAAAAAAGAAUAAAAAAGUGAAAAGCGUAUGAAGUUCUACGUUUUCGAAUAGAAUCAGUUCUUGAGAAAACAUUUCAACCAAUUUUUUCGAGAUUCACCUUUGUGGAAAAAACCCGAAUACUCCAAAUCCCAGCUUCGCAUUCCUCUUUCUAAACAAAAAACAUCCAUCAAAAAAAGAAAAACUAAGAGGUAGUUCAACUUCAAAUAGUGCUAUAAAGGUUGAAAAUUUUUUCUAACAGAAAUUUUUCCGUCAAAAAAGAUUCUGGCUAAAUAAAGCUAAUUAUGGUUAUCCACCGAACCCUACUAAACCUAAAGAAAUGAGAAUUUUUCAAAAAAUAACUGCCAAAAAGCUAAAUAAUGAUUUUUCGCUACGUUUUCCUGCAAACUUCGAUCAUUCCGGAGUGAAAGUCCUGAGUCAUCGUUUGCUUGAGUUUUGACGUAGUGUACGAUGAAAAUACUAUCUGUAUAUAUAUAUAUAAGAAGCUCGGGAGCUGUUAGUUGAGGUAAGUUUGGAAAUUUCUGAAAGGUCACAAAAGCGGUUGAUUGUGAGAAAACCUGAUUAUCUUUCUUUUUCAACUUCUUUGGGCUAUUAUUCUGCUUCGUUUCAGGACACUGUAACUCUUUUUUACCACAUCGAUCUAUUUUUACGUUCCGUUAAAAACAUUUUUCCAAUUUAGAGAGAGAAAGCCAGCUCGCGAGGAAUACAAUCGUCGUCGGCAACAAGAGACGGCAGAACUCACCAGCGAUGACGACGACGACGACUUUGAAGAAGAAGACCUCUUCGAAGACUCAGACUACUUUCCAAAGCACGCCAAGUCAAGAAGACGCGGAAGCCGGGAUUCUGAGCUGAUGCGAAGGGCGAGACGAGGAAAAACAAGGCUCCGCACAACUUUUGUACGUUUUCAUGGUCGCUUUUUAGUCGAGUGGACAGAGAAGGCCAUCGAAGUCCAGAGAUUUUAUUCUUUAAUUUUUUUUAAUUUUUAGCAUCGGUCUGCAAAAAUAACCCUUUGACCAAUGUUUUGGUCAACAUUUUCAUAACGUGUCACUUAAACAAUAAAAUUUUCACAUGUUGACUAAAUGAAAAGUUGAAAUGUCUAAAAAAAAAAUGUGACCUAUGGUUUUUUUUCACAGAUCAACAUGUCAUUUAUAAUGAGAGAUCAUCUGAAAUGCAAUGUCAAAUUUUGAUCUUUCAAUGUGUCAUUAUGAAUCCAAUGGUCAAAAUUUUGACUUUCGAAGUGGUCGAAAGAUCUUUUUUGCAGACUCUAUUGCCAACAUCCAUCGUACGCCUGCAAAAACUUGAAUAAGAACACUUUUAUUUGUUAGGAAACUUGAAAAUUGCAGGCGAAUGGAAGCCAACGAGUGCCGCCAGUGCGUUCACGCGAAUGGCACAUUGAUGAUUUCUACCUAGAAGAUCCAACCACUCUGCCGCUCCCGCAAAAGCUUACCUAUGCGGUAUCUUUUUAGGGUCUUUUUUAUUUUUAACUGCAUUACAGUUUGCGUUGAACCAUAUUCAAUUUUUCUGGUUUCAGAGGAUCCACGUUCCGAAGUGGGAUGUUUUGGCGGGAGAAGGGCAAGGGGAAGAAGGAGGAAACGAGGACGCUGAAGCCGAAAAUGAGGCGCUUUUCGAAACGAAAGAGGAUGAUUUGUUGAUAACAGUUGCGCGUAGUCACCAUGCUCUGACGUACUUGGAGAGAGAGAAAGUAAAGGUAAGAGUUUUUUUUUCUUGCCAAACCUAUUCUGAAUGUUAAAAAAUAAUCGAACAGCAAUUUUAAUAAUCAUAUCAUGUCUUCAAUGGUUUGAAAUUUGUUGAAAGUCAAUUUUACUUGUAAGUUUUGGCUUCACAUUCUUACAUGGGAUGAGCAUGACUAGCGACAGACAGCCAAGCCUCCCCCUUCCCCAUGCUCGAAAAAAAAUAAAAGAUAAUUUUUUUGUUAAUUAUUCGAAUUACAGACACGCCUAAUGUGAAAGCUCUUUUUUUCGAUAACUUUUAGCUAACCAGGGAACGUUUCUUACCCCUAGAAAAAAAUGUCUUGCAAUAGAUCUCGUUCUCGAGUUAUGGAGCUUCAAAGUCCACAAAUUACGCAAAUUACGACAAAAAAGCGUUACUUUGAGCUUAUCAAGUGUCCUAACUCGAAAAUGAGAUUUAUUGCGAGAAAUUAUCUUUUUGUUCUGGAAUUAGGAGGUCCUAAAGUACACUUCAGUAAAGUUUCAUCAAAAGUUCAACCGGGGAUAAUAAACGUUCCCUAGUUAGAAAUAAAUCGUUUGGGCCAAUCAAUUGAACCUUGAAAAAUGAGCAGUUGUUAAUUUUUGUAUCUUAUUUUUGUUGUUAUUUUCGGAUUAAGCAGCCUCGAAUUAUUCUAGUUUGACUCUUUAAUGUCAACUAAUGAGCGAAUAGGCUCCAGAGAGUGACUUGGUAGUCACUCUCAGGAGCCUAUUCACCCGCUAGUUGACAUUGAAGAGUCAAACUAGAUUAAUUCGAGUUUUGCAUUUAAAUCAACUAAUAUAAUUUCUUCAUUUUGCAGAGAGAUUUGAUGAAAAAGACUAGAGCAAACGCAAUUUCGUCUGGAACACCAACAGCAACGGCGGCAGCGACAACUAUUAUUCCAAGUUCGACCGCGCCAGCUUUUGGGCAAAGCAACAAUGGAAACUACGGCGACGAGGUGCAAAUGAGCGAAGAAGAAGUUCUGAAAGACUUGCCUCCGUUCGACUUGAGCCAAGUAAUCUCGCCGAAGCUGGUUAGUUUCUUUUUCCUCUUUUAUGUCGUGAAUACGCUCAAAAACAGAAUAAUAAUGCCAGUCCUCUGUAAGAACUGUACAAAACUUUUUUCAAAACCAGCUUAGAAUUUUUUUUUUUUGAAGGCCUCCCGAGUUUUUCUAGAUUGAGAUCUUUACUAGUCUGGUUGAAGAUUUUUUUUUAUUUCUUGUCAGCCCUAUCUUCCUGCGAUUGAAAUUAAUUUUUUUACCUCAUUUCUCAAAGUAUCGGUCAUCUAACCACUCCUUCUGGGCUAAGUGAAACAAAAAUUAAGUUUAGUGUAUCCGAAAAAACAUUGCGAGCGGGUUAGUCCAGUGGAGAAAGACGAGACGAGACGAGAUAAAGUUAAAAAAAGAUGAAAAAAAAAAAUUGAAGUUGAUGCCAUGUUCGAAGUAGAUUCCGCCAAAUGCAAAUAUAUCUCUGACUCUCCAAAUUUUAAAAGUAGUUUCCGACUAUUCCCUUUUCGAUAAUCUCUUCGUUUUUAAUCUUCCUAUAUAAUGUAGGUAGUUGAUUCGUGAAUAAAAAACAGAGAGAUAGGAACAUUUUUUAGUAAAUUUUAUAUGAACCGAAAAAAAUUAAGGAAGAAAAAAGUCGAAAAGGCACGGAAAUUUCUUCGUGGGGAAGUUCGCUCGCUAUAUGAAAAAAUCGGAAAAGUUGUCGUUCGAAAGUUCGUUGGGUUCUUUUUUCAUAUCACCUCCCUGACGGCUAUUUUGGAUUUCGCGAAAUCAGUUUGAACAUGGCAUUCAUUUUUUUGUUUUAGUCAGAUUUAAUCGACUAGGUGGUGAACAAGGAAUUUUGAAACUAUAGGGUGGCCCAACAGUAUUGUCGCAUAACACUAAGAAUAACUGACGAGAUAAAUGCGAGCUCGGUGGCGGUACAUUGACUAACUCGCAAAAAUGUCGCUUUUUUCUAGGCGCGAUCCAGCAUUUCCCUCGGCGCGACCUCGCAUUUUUCACGGCGCCAUCUCGCAUUUAUCUUGCAUUUCGGAAAUUUUCAAAUUGCGAGAGAAAUGCGAGCUCGCGCCUAGAAAAUUGCGAGCUCGCGCCCAGAAAAAUGCGAGACCGGCGCGAGAAAAAAAGCGAGAUGUUUGCGAGCUCGUCAAUGUACCGCCAGUGUCUCGCGUUUAUCUCGGCAGUUAUUCUUAGUGAAUACAAACAGGUCAUUUUAAUAAGUAAAAAUGUCUUUGGUCAAAAGUUACUUUUUUUUGUAGCAUCGUGGUCCCUUCUUCUAUGUUUCCCGAAAAUUUCACCAGAAUCGGCUGAGGAACACACAAAUAGCAGCAAGUUUUGUCUGGCUGACUUAGACGCAAUAGUUGAAAAAAUUUGACCGCUUAGAGGAGAUUAACUCUAAAUAUCAUAACUAUAUUGAACAGGUAUAGAAUCGAUUAUGUAAAAUAAUGUCGUCUGUACAACUCAUUAACUUUACAUAGCCACAAAAAGCUAACCGUUUUGAAUGAAACUGAUGUCAGUAUGAUCAAUAAUGUUGAGAUGACUCAAAAACUGAAUAAAAUCGGAAAAAUGCAUUGCGAAUGACGAGCAACGGAUCAGUUCGGAUGCAAUAAAUUCUAUCUUAGAGUUCAAUACAUGAGCUACCAUAUAAAAAGUUUUGUAUCCUUUAGCUUGCUCUAUUGAAAAGUUAUGAGCGAUAAACUGAAAAAUUGACGUUGCUUGCACGCAGCUCAAAAGACUUUUUCGAAAAAAUAAAUUUUCUUUUCUCUCUUAGCACCAAAUUUUAUAAUUUAUUUUUCUUUAUGUGCCUAAUUGAAAAAAAAGUGUAGAUUGCAAAAGAUGAGUUAUCAAAAUGUUUGGGAAGCUUACGAUGAAUUUUCUAAGUUCGAUCAUGUAUUUGUUGGUGUGCCGACGAUUUCUUGAUGCUAAUCGAGCCAGAAGUGUAACACAGUAAAAUCAAAGUGAUAAAUGUUUUUAGAAACCUCUCAUCAUUUCUCAUGCCAACUCUCCAUCGAGUGGGUUUAUCCAAACGAAAUCUAGAAGCAUAAACGUAAAAAAGCGUCAGGAAGGUCAUUUUUCGCCGGAGCCUGAUUUUUUGGAAGAAAGUGAAAAUCUCAAAAGCUGUAAGCUCGUAGCCCCUCCAUCUUUAGGUAUUAUGAAACUUAUGAUGUGGACCUCUGUUGACCAAAUCACCCGCUCCAGAAAAAUUCGUUGAGACCUUUAAAAAAAAAUCAAAGUUCUAAUAUGACCCCUGCGUGCGGCGGCAGGCUUGUUCGAAAUGGUUUAGGAUCGUUUUUCACGCAUAUGAAUUGAAAUAAAAAUGUUUUUUCUCUGGUUUUAUCUAUCUAUAGGGCAUGUUAGUCUGACUCAAAAAGUUUCAGCAAAAUCCAUAGUGUCUGCACAAAUUUACGUUUGUUUUUAUAUGCGACAAUACUUUUGCGCCACCCAACAACCGCCUUUGGCGAACUAGAAGUCCAAACGUGUUGUCGAAAGAGUUGAAAGCAUGGUCUUACGGUUCUUCGCCUCGUCCUUCUGCGCGUAGUCCAUCCAGUUGCGCCUUGACGAGCUCAGAAUAUAGCGGAUGGGAUAGCUGGAGCCUGGAGACCGUGCUCUAAGUCGAAGCCUCGAAAAGAGAGCGACCACUUCGAGUGAAGGUUUCACACGGAAUUUUUUGUUUUGGAAAGCUUUUCUCAUUUCUUUCUAUUUUUCUUCGCAGAUAAAUUUAUGUCGUUGUUUGAAAAUGUUCUUUCGUAGGAAAAGGCCUUUUUCCUGUUAUUAGAAUGUAUCUCGAGACAAAGAGUUGACUGAUACCCGAUUCGAAUAUUUUCACAACCUUUCGUCAAGGCUAACUCCAGAACUACUCACAAGAAUGCAAAACCCCUUUCAUUUGCUUUUUCUAAAAAAAAAAAGAAAAACUCAUCUUUUAGGUCCACCGACUUCAUGGAUCGACAGAGAAGCCAUUCACGCGCCGCGAGUUUCCCAUCGUCCCCGAAAGAUGA